Molecule: messenger RNA, 10320 nt
Organism: Schistosoma bovis
Lineage: Eukaryota; Metazoa; Platyhelminthes; Trematoda; Strigeidida; Schistosomatidae
Source: the annotation of a GenBank genome assembly
GUUGUUCUCCCAGGUCUAAGCAGGUUUCGUUUUCAUAGACUAGGAUGGCUGAGCCUCCAACUAAGGUGAAGAUAUUAGAAACUCCUGAAGAUAUUCGUGAACGUCGUGAGCAAGUUUUGUCUCGCUAUUCUGCAUUUAAAGAGGCAACUCAGUAUCGUCGUCAUAAGUUAGAGGAAGCUAAGAGGUACCAGUAUUUUAAGCGUGAUGCUGAUGAACUUGAGAGCUGGAUUAAUGAAAAGUUGCAAACUUAUGCAAAUGAGGAUUUCAAGGAACUGAGUAACCUCCAGGUAAAUUAUUUAAUGACUGACCGUUUGGUUAGGCCAAAAAACAAAAGCAUCAGGCUUUUGAGCUCGAAGUCACAGCUCACUCCGAGACACUAUCAGCCUUAGAUUCUUCGGGUGAAGAGAUGAUAGGGCAAGGACAUUAUGCUUCUGAGAUUAUUAAGAACCGGCUCGAUGAGUUGCACGCUCUUUGGGAAAGGUUGAUGGCCAUGUUCAGAGAAAAAUCGCGUCUCAUUAACCUGACUCUUAAGUUCGUUCAGUUCUUACGUCAGGUUGAUGAGAUACUUUUCUGGACACGUGAGAAGGAGACCUACGUAACUUCUGAAGAUUUCGGUCAGGAUUUAGAGCACGUUGAGGCACUACAGAAGAAAUUUGACGAGUUUAUGAAGGUUUGUCAUUGUUUUAUGAUUAAUAUUUUUCAGGAUCUUGAGUAUCAGGAAAGUCGUGCAGAAGACAUUUACCACAAAGCAGACGAACUUUUGAAGGAGGAGUUUCCUGAAGACACCUUGGUAAUAGAAAAGUCACGUGAGGUUCGUGAAGCACUAGAACGUUUAAAAAAUCUGGCUAAGGUGCGCCAAGAUAAACUUCUUGAAGCCUAUGAAAUACAACGUUUCUUCCGGGAUACAGAUAAAGCCAUAUCGUGGGUGAAUGAAAAGUCUAUUCCUCUAUCUAUUGAAGACUGUGGUCGUGACUUGGCUUCAGUACAAGCACUGCAAAGGAAACAUGACGCUUUGGAGAGGGAUCUAGCUGCUUUGGAUGAAAAGAUUGGUCAACUAGGAGAUGAUGCUUUGGCUCUUGCACAGAAACAUCCAGACUCUAAAGACACAAUUCAGGGUAAAUAUGAAGCUUUAAUUGCUGCUUGGGAGAAACUUAAGAAUCAAUUUGUGGAUAGAAAAAGUAAACUGGAAGAGUCUUUCAAGAUGCAGCGUUUUCUCGCCGAUUGGAAAGACCUUAGUAUUUGGAUGACAGACAUGAAAGGGUUGAUCUCUGCUGAUGACCUAGCAAAGGAUGUGGCUGGUGCUGAGGCCCAAGUAGAACGCCAUAAGGAAUAUACUGCGGAAAUUAACUCGCGAAACGAUAGUUUCGACACGUGCAUGUUAGAGGGUCAAGCACUGAUCAAUGUUGGCCAUCCAUCUAGCGGGGAAAUCGCUGCAAAGCUUUCCAAUUUGGAAAGAGAAAAAGCUGCCCUUCUGGAACUAUGUGAAGAGAGACGCGAGCAACUAGAACAAUGUAUGGGUCUUCAGUAUUUCUAUCGGGAUGCAGAACAGUCAGAGUCUUGGAUCGGAAAACAAGAAGCACUUUUGGAAAUCAAGGAUGUUGGCGAUUCUCUCGAUUCCGUUGAGGCACUUAUUAGAAAGCACGAAGAUUUUGAGAAGUCGUUGUUAGCUCAAGAGGAAAAGAUGCAUCAUUUUGAUGAGUUGGCAAAGAAACUUAUAGAAACGAAUCACUACGCUGCUGCACAGGUCACAGAGUUGCAGCAUUCUUUGGAAGAUAGACGAAGAGCCUUAAAGGAUAAAGCUAAGAGGCGCCGUCAGCGUCUUGAAGAUUCUCACCGUUAUCAGAUGUUUGAUCGUGACGCCGAUGAAAUGCAAUCUUGGAUAUCGGAAAAACUAAAAAAUGCACUUGAUGAAAGCUAUAAAGACUCAACUAAUUUACAGACAAAAGUUCAAAAACAUCAGAACUUCGAAGCUGAGAUACAAGCUAACCAGUCUCGUGUUGAAGAUAUUAAGAAAACAGGUCAAGAUUUGUUAAACGCAAAUCACUGCAAUUCAGCUGAAAUAAAACUAAAAAUCGACCAGUUAGAUGAGACUUGGUCUUAUCUUAUAAAUGCUAUGGCGAACAAGAAGAAAAAUUUAGAUCAAGCCAGUCGACAACAACAAUUCGUCCGCAAUGUUGAGGAUGUCGAGUUGUGGUUAGAUGAUGUUGAAGCCCAAAUCGCAUCAGAAGAUGUUGGCCGAGACCUUAACGGAGUAAUGAAUGCACAGAAGAGACUCAACUUACUAGAAUCUGAUGUUGCUGCCCAUCGUGAGCGCAUAGAAGCAUUUAAAGUCCAAGCUGACACAUUUGCUUCUGAGGGUCAUUUUGAUGCUCCCAUAAUCCAGGAGAAGCAGCGGCAGCUGUCCCAACGUUACUACGAUUUGCAGAAACCAUUAAAUCAACGCCGUGAAAAACUGUCAGAUGCUUACAAGUUGCACCAGUUCUUUAGGGAUGUUGAAGACGAGGAAGAUUGGAUUCGAGAGAAAGAUCCAGUCGCGGGCUCCACUAAUGUAGGUAAGCAGAAAAAUUAAUUAUUUAGUCGGCACCCGUUCCCCGUACACAUGUGUACGGUUUUUAUGUGCCGUAAAGCAAUUAGCUUCUUUUCACUGCAGUAUGCAGUAGCAGUAUGCUGCCUUUUGCAGAUGCUCAUAUGUUUUUACCUGAUAUCCGAUUUUAUUUUUUAACGAUAUAUGUAUGGACUGUUGUCACUAAUACGUUUUGGUAAAUCAUUCUGAGACCCGGGACAAAUAUGUAUUGGCUAAGGUCUACAUAUGUACUGAUUUGCUUCAACUUCUGUGUAAAAAUUUGGUCGGUACACAACCGUGCAUGGUUCUACAUUGUUAAUGGUUGGCUUUGGUUUUUGUAUGCUCAGCCAUAAAAACAGGACUCCACAAGUAAUAUCAAGUCGAAAAUGUACCAAACAGAUGUUUUUUAAUGAAUUAGACAGACUCAUAUCAUAUUAGGGUCAGUACAUACCAAAUAUCGGGUCAUGGAAUACUGUACUUAUCGGGUAAAGUCCGUUUUUCUGUUCUGAUUGUUCGAAGUGCUUUCUACUUUAGUCACUGUUAGCCCCAUCCACGUAUCCGUUGGUUUUAAAUUAAAAUAUGUAUGUGGUAACCCAUCUAUACUUGCGUUAAUAAUCUUGUGGCAGUUCGUUGUACUGUCAGUCAGUCGUAGUUAUCGUGCGUUAAUCCGGACUUUUAAACCUCAUCACAACGAAAGGAACUCAACAAGAUAAACAGUAAUGUGGUCGAAUAAUCUUAGUGGUGCCGAUGGUGAGAAUGACUAAAUAUUGUGAAUAUAGUCAGUAAACCACAACAUGGAACCUGUACGUAAGUAUAGGUUCAAGUUGCCAUACCCCAUUAGCACAGAGAUGAAGUUUUCAGACCGAAUCCGAGAAUGGUAGGGGUCAUAACAGUGUCCGUCGUAAUUGAAAGACUAGGCAUUGGAGAUACGACUCGUGAAGAAAAUAUUGAUGAGCUAGACAAAAAAGGUAAUGAGGAAUCUAGUAACUCAGGAUUUGGAGGACGACAAAGAAUGGGUGCAGCUGCACUAUCACAAAUGAUUCGGAGCCAUGUCAUUUGAUGUAUCUAACCGUUGGUUACGGUAAUCACACGAAUCCUGACCAAGUAGUCUGCAACUAUUAACAUGGCUUAGUCUAAUUGUCAGUGGUUUCAUCGAUUGAUGCCAUGUUUUGGUGUGGCCACCCCUAGCUUCCGGCAUACCUUUGCACCAAAAAACAUCGCCCGUUGAGGUAGGCUGUGGUUUGACAUAUGGUUUGAAAAGACGAAGUAGAAAGGCAUGUAUGGUAAAAUAAUGGAGGUCGGGACCUAGAAAAUGAUAAACAAGGAAUGCUGUGCUCUGCUCUGAACAAUGUCAUACCAGUGUUGCCAGCCAGUAGUCGCGGUUGUCACUGAAUUCCAACCACUUAUUCUACACCUACCGACGUGGAUCAGAGAAACAGUCAGUUAUUUCAUGGAUUAAUCACACAUGUUGAUUUGUUCGCUCGUAGCUCGUAUCCAACUUGCUCCUACUCCAACUAUAGUCUUUACAACUUCAUAACCCAGGGUACUACCAAUUAACGGAUAUCUUCACGUUUAUAGAUUGUUAGAUAUAAACAGACAUAACCCUUUCCGAAAGAAGUUCUAAAUCACGGUUUGUGACUUUCGUGUAGCUUGUUACAUAACUUUUACGGAGUUUGUCGUUAUUUGCACUUAUUGUGACAGUGCUACUCUAACUCAGGAAUCGUGUACAAAUUUAUGUACUCGGCUUGGGAAAGGUCAAACAAUCCUGUUCAGUUUCCAAAACUGAAAUAGACGCUAACCCAAAAGCCGAGAGUCGAAUGCUCAACUCACAACUAUUCCAAUUAUAUAGUAAAACGAUUAUACUCGGAAAACUUUGGUUUUUAAACCUGGUCGCUUAAAUAACUAACUUUCUUCAGUUGGUCGGAGAUCGCUAAUACACCCUUUCGUCUUCUUUUAUCACCUUCAGCUGUUUCACAUUUGUUGGAUUUUGUGUUUACAGUUGGUUCUCAUUCCCCUAUUUCAUUUGUUCGGUGCCAUAUCUUUAUUUCUUUACUAUUGGUAUUAUCGUUUUAGCUCUAUUGCUCUACAUUGUAUUGUGAUGUCUUAAACCGGUGUACAUUCGGUAUCAAGUUCUACUUUGUGUUUAUUGAUUAUUUUGAGUAGUGGAUAAGAAACCUAACAAAAAGUUAGAAUAUUCCUUGUGUUUUUGAUAGGUUUUUGAUUAGUUAAGUAAGUUAUAUCUAUUUCAAAUACAAUAUUUCAGAUUUAAUUAUGCAUUCAGGUGGCCCCUACUACUUGUUCAUUGUUUUCGGAUGUAUUUAUAUGUGCCUCCCCCUAACUGAUCACUUUAAAUAUAUUUCAGGUCGUGAUUUGAUUGGCGUGCAGAAUUUGAUAAAAAAACAUCAAGCAAUAUAUGCGGAAAUAAAUGGUCACUCACCACGCAUUGAGGAGGUUGUUCAAGAAGGUCAGGCCAUGAUACGCGCCAACCAUUAUGGGGCUAAUGACAUUGAAAGACGUAUAACCGAUUUAACUACCGAUUGGUCCCAACUUUGUGAAAAGGCAGACCGUCGACGACAGCUGUUAGAAGAUUCAUUGCAGGCCCAACAGUACUUUGCUGAUGCAAGUGAAGCAGAAAGUUGGAUGCGAGAAAAAGAACCAUUGGUCGGUUCGUCCGAGUUUGGUCGGGAUGAAGACUCUACGGAAGCACUCUUGAAAAAACAUAACGCUCUCCUUGCCGAUAUUGAGGCAUAUGGUUCAACCAUUGAAGCUCUCGGCAUUCAAGCUAGUAGUUGCCGGAUGCAGGAAGCCCCAGUAAGUGAUCUACUCGGCAAAGAUGUAGUUAUUGCUUUAUAUGACUACCAAGAAAAGUCUCCUAGGGAAGUUUCGAUGCGGAAAGGAGAGAUCUUAACCUUGCUAGCCAGUAACCACAAAGACUGGUGGAAAGUGGAAGUGAAUGAUCGCCAAGGAUUUGUUCCUGCAGCGUAUGUCAAGAAAGUUGAGGCUCCUGUUUCUGACACUCAAGCUGGUUUAGCAGCCAAGCCACUUACUGUAGCGUCGCAGCAGCAACGUUUGGAGGAGCAAUAUAAUUAUCUUCUUCAGCUGGGUCGUGAUCGUCGAGAGAGGUUACAGGAUUCCGUCGAAGCCUACCAACUAGUUAGAGAGGCUAACGAUUUACAUCAAUGGGUAGUUGAGAAAGAACUAGUUGCUGUCACGGAGACCAUCGUUCCUGGAAGACUAGAGGAAGUAGAGUCAGAGAAAAAGAAGGUAGAUGAGUUUGUUAUGGAACAAAAGGAAAGAGAAGCUAGAGUAACAGAAUUGUGUGCCAAGGCAGAUAAACUCAAGCGAGGUGGUCAGACUGAAGCUGUUGAGAAGAUAGAAGGUAUUAUCAUGCAACUCCAAAAGAAGUAUGAACAGUUAGAAGAAGUCACUGCCAAAAAGGCUAAAGAAUUAGAAGAUAUUGAUGCCGUUCAACGUUAUCACAGAGAAUGUGAUGAAGCGAAAGAAUGGAUUGAAGAGAAGGAGAAUAGAUUACUAACAGAUGAUGUAGGUAAUGACUUCACAUCUGUUCAGCGUCUUAUACGUAAACAUGAUGCAUUAGAAAGGGACCUGGUAGCUUUGGGAGAAAGGGUUAAACAAUUAGAUUCAAAAGCUGCUGACUUGAUACAGAUCCAUCCUCAGGAUGCAGAAGCUAUAUGUACACAUCAAGAAGAAAUCAACCAUUUGUGGGAUGGUCUAGCUGCAACUGCUGAAAAACGAAAAGCCAAACUUUUAGAUUCCUUAGAUCUCCAAAAGUUCCUCGCUGAUGCAAGGGAUCUCCAGUCUUGGAUUAGUACAAUGAAUGGUUUGGUAUCGUCAAAGCAAGUGGGCACGUAUGUUACAAGUGCAGAAUCGUUGUUAGAUAGUCACCGUGAAUACCGCACGGAAAUCGAUACUCGUGCUCCAGCUUUUCAAAACUUCGAAUCCUUCGGUAAGGAGUUACUUGAUAAUGGACAUUAUGCUUCGGAGGUCGUACAACAAAAACUCCAAGAAAUCACAGAAGCAAGAGAAGCUCUUAAUGUAGCCUGGCUAAAUCGGCACAAACUAUUAGAACAAAAUCUAGAAGAACAGCUAUUUUUGCGUGACUGUGAACAAGCUGAGGAUUGGAUGGCUAUUCGCGAAGCAUCUUUAGCUGGUGAUGAUGUUGAUGGGAAUAAAGUUGAUGCAUUAAUAAAGAAACAUGAAGAUUUUAACCGUGCAAUCACCCUACAGGAGGUUAAGAUACAGUCUUUGAUGGCGAAUGCUGAUAAACUUCUGGAAGCUGAUCAUUAUGAUGCAAAUGCAAUUGAAGCUAAGCGUGGUGAGGUUUUAAAUCGUUGGACUCACUUAAAAAAUGCUAUGAUUGAUAAUCGUAGCAGGCUAGGAGACGUUCAAACGCUUCAGGCCUUCAUUCGAGAUGCUGAUGAGAUGGAGCUAUGGAUAAACGAAAAAAUGCAAUUUACAAUGGACGAACCUUAUAAAGAUCCUACCACAAAUAUUCAGGCUAAACAUCAGAAACAUCAAGCUUUUGAAGCAGAGCUCGCUGCCAACGCAGAACGUCUCCAAGGCAUUUUGGCAGCUGGACAACGUUUAAAGCAGAAGAAUCAAUGUAUGGGGCAGGAAAGUGCCGUUGAAGAACGUAUCGCCAAACUCGCUAACCAGUGGGAUAAUCUUGUCAAUCGAUCUCACGAAAAAUCCGAAAAGUUACAGGAAGCCAAUCGUCAAGCUGCAUAUAAUGCUGGUAUUAAAGACAUUGAAUUUUGGUUAGGUGAAAUGGAAACAUCACUCGUUAGUCCCGAUCAUGGAAGAGAUUCAGCAUCUGUUGACAGUCUUCUGUCAAAACACCAGGUACUUGUUACUGAUAUUCGAGCCCAUGAAGAUCGUAUUAAGGAAUUAGAUGCACGCGCAGAUGAGUUUAUUAGGUCCGGUGCUUGGGAUGCUGAUAUGGUCCGUGAGCGCAAAAAAAUGAUUAAUGAACGGUAUGAAAAGAUUCUGGAUAUGUCAGAAAAUCGCGCUGUAACGCUUGGCAAGGCUAAGCGUUUGCAUGAUUUUUAUCGCAAUAUUGACGAUGAAGAAGCUUGGAUCCGUGAAAAAAAGAUUUUGGUUAGUUCAGAGGAUUAUGGACGUGAUCUUAUUGGAGUACGCAACCUACGCAAAAAGCAUGAACGAAUUGAAAAUGAGGUAGCAGCUCAUGAUCCAUUCAUCAAACAAGUUAUUGCACAAGGAGAGGAACUUACUGUUGGUGUUCAACUUGCUGAUCCUGAGGAAAUAAAAAAAAGAAUUCAGCGUCUCCAAACCGCGUGGGAAGAAUUGCAAGGUCUUACAGCACUUCGACGACAGAAAUUAGAAGAGUCAUUGGCAUAUCAAGACUUUAUUGAUGGAGUAGAAGAAGAGGAGGCUUGGAUUCUCGAGAAACAACAUUUACUUAGUAGUGAGGAUUAUGGCGAUACUCUUGCUGCUGUGCAAGGCCUUUUAAAGAAGCACGAUGCAUUCGAAACAGAUCUUAAUAUACAUAAUGAAAAGUGUAAAGAACUUUGUUUAACUGGAUCUGAUUUGGUGCAAUCUGAGAAUCAUAAUCGUUUGUCUAUUCAGCAACGAUGUGAAGGAUUGAUAGAAAAAUUGAAUGCACUCAAUCAGGCUGCCCAACGUCGCAAAACAAAUCUUACUGACAACUCAGCAUUUUUACAGUUUAUGUGGAGAACGGAUGUCGUUGAAUCUUGGAUAGCUGAUAGGGAAACGCAAGUACGUAGUGAUGAUUACGGGCGAGAUUUAAGCAGUGUUCAAAUUUUGCUGGCGAAACACGCAACUUUUGACACAGCGUUGGAAUCUUUCCACACAGAAGGAAUUCAAACAAUUACUGAACUUCACGAUCGCCUUAUCGCAGCAGAGCACAAUCAGAGUCCAGCCAUUAAGCAACGUUUCACCUCGCUAAUGGAUCGUUGGGAACGUCUACGUCGUGAAUCUGCCCGUCGCAAAGCUGAUCUCAUUCAGCUACAAGAACAAUAUCGAAAGGUUGAAGAACUUUAUUUGGCGUUCGCUAAGCGGGCAUCAACCUUCAACUCUUGGUUCGAAAAUGCUGAGGAGGACUUAACUGACCCCGUGCGUUGUAAUUCCUUGGAUGAAGUUCAUGCACUUUGUGAAGCUCAAGAGCAGUUCAAAGCAUCUCUCAAAGCUGCAGAGGCUGAUUUUCAACAAUUAGCUCAAUUAGAUCGCGAAAUCAAAAGCUAUGGCGUUGGCAUGAAUCCGUACACUUGGUUUACAAUGGAGUCACUUGUGGAAACUUGGCGUAACUUACAGAAAAUCAUUUUAGAGAGAGAUGCUGAACUUCGACGUGAAACGGUUCGACAAGAGCAGAAUGACCAGCUUCGUCAACAAUUUGCAGUAGCAGCUAAUUCUUUCCAUCAAUGGCUACAGAAAGUUCGAACAUCGAUGAUGGAAGCCAGUGGAACUCUAGAAGAACAGUUAGAAGGUAUUCGGGAAAAAUCUUCAGAAGUUAGAGCCCGCAAAAACGAUUUGCGAGAGGUUGAAAAAUUGGGUACUUUGCUGGAAGAACAUCUCAUUCUGGAUAAUCGAUACACGGAACAUAGUACUGUCGGUCUAAGUCAAGCUUGGGACCAGUUAGAUCAACUUGCGAUGCGUAUGCAACACAAUUUGGAACAACAAAUUCAGGCUAGAAAUGUUAGUGGAGUAAGCGAAGAGGCACUUCGCGAGUUCUCUAUGAUGUUCAAACAUUUCGAUAAAGAUAAAUCUGGGCGUUUGGAUCAUCGCGAAUUUAAAUCAUGUUUACGUGCACUUGGCCAUGAUUUGCACGAGGUUGGAGAAGGUCAAGUAGAUGCUGAGUUCGAAUCUAUAUUAAACGUGGUGGAUCCUAAUCGUGACGGUUACAUAACGCUUCAAGAGUUUAUGGCAUUCAUGAUAAGUAAAGAAACUGAAAAUGUCCAGUCUCGUGACGAAGUCGAAGAAGCCUUCCGUGCAUUAACUAAAGAAGGAAAAGAAUACAUCACCAAAGAAGAGCUAUAUGCGAACUUAUCCAAAGAGCAGGCGGAAUAUUGCAGUCGAGUCAUGCCUCCAUACUACACUAAAAGUGGUCAGGCAAUUUUGGAUGCCUACGACUACCAAGCCUUUACGAGACAACUUUUUGUGAGCUAGUUACAACAAGCUGAUUUUAGUUGGUUUCUGCGCUUUCGUUAUAUAAUUUUCUUGGUUUCAUUUUCGCUUACUCAUUCGCUCAGUUUCGCCUAAGUUGCGACUGUUUCUGGUUUUAAUUUCAUUACUGAUUUCAUGUUGUGGCGUACUUUUUGUAGCUUCCUGAAAUUCAAAAUCAUAUUUAAUGCACUUUCAUAUUGUUGUGAAAUGUUGGAUUUAGUUUCAAUUUUAAAGUCUUGUGAUCAAAAUUUGUUUUCUGGUUGGUUACCAGUUGCACCUACAUUUAAUUUUCAGUUUUUGCAAUAAAUUAAUAGAUCAUAAUUCCAUUUAUAUUUUUCUUUUUCCGGCUCAUUAAAGUAUAAACAGAUAUAAGGCUUCACAACAGUUUUCCUUAAGCCGUAGUUAUCUGUCAUGUUUUACUAAUCGGAAAAUGCACUUUUAGUACACCGUAUUACACAUUAUGAAUCAGACUUUCGUUUUCCACCAUUUUACCUCUGUUAUUGAACAAAUAACACACUACUUUUUCUGUGAAUGAUUGCCGUUAUAAAUUUAGUCGUAUAUGGAAUAUUAGUAUCAUACAAAGAAAUCAUCUAAUG